Molecule: messenger RNA, 831 nt
Organism: Tachyglossus aculeatus (Australian echidna)
Lineage: Eukaryota; Metazoa; Chordata; Mammalia; Monotremata; Tachyglossidae
Product: olfactory receptor 14J1-like
Exons: 4
Coding region: 1-831 (276 amino acids)
Molecular function (GO): odorant binding; olfactory receptor activity
Source: RefSeq, a predicted model, not a curated record
AUGGCCAACGACAUGGCAGUGAGGGACUUCCUCCUGCUGGGAUUCACGGAGGUCCGGAAGCUGCAGCUAGUCUAUGCCGUGCUGUUCUUCCUGGUCUACCUGGAGGCCCUGAUCGGGAAUCACCUCAUCGACGCCAUCACCGCCCUUGACCGGCGCCUCCACACCUCCACACUUCUUCCUCAGCCACCUGUCCGUACUGGCCAGACGUUCACGUCAAGCUUCUGUGUGUACAACGUGAUCCAGCAGUUCUUCUGCGAUGUCCCCUCCUUACUGAAAACCUCCUGUUCAGAAACGCACGUUGUCUCACGCCGGGUGGCUGUGGGUAUCGGCUUUGUUUUCGUCUCCUUCAUCUCCAUCGUCGUCUCCUAUGUCCUCAUAUUCUCAGCCGCAGUCAACGUCAAUUGCCGGAAAAUGACUGACAUCACCAUCAACUGCCCCGAGAACCAUGUCGCCAUCGAUGUGAGUGUUUCUAUUGGCUCCUGUUUGGGUUUCGUAUGCUUGGUCUACAUCAUUGCAUCGUAUGACUCCAUCUUCUCCACUGUACCGAGGAUCCCAUUAGCCGAUUGUCGGUCGAAAGCCUUCUCCAUCUGCCUGCCUCACCUUCUGGUGGUCAGCAUGUUUCUCACGACGUCCGCCUUCGAUCACCUGCAGCCACCAUCAGACACCUCCCCGACCCUGGACCUUCUGGUAUCUGUUUUCUACACCGUGGUGCACCCUGACUCAUCCCAUCAUCUACAGCCUGAGGAACCGGAACGUGAUGACCACCCUGGGGAGGAUCCUUGGAGGGAAUGGCUUCCAUAUUUGAGAGAACAUCGUCAUCUUCUGACUUGA